Messenger RNA from Leopardus geoffroyi (Geoffroy's cat), 4792 nucleotides. It is a transcript of the gene NARS2, whose product is annotated as asparaginyl-tRNA synthetase 2, mitochondrial. The coding region runs from base 399 to 1832 and encodes 477 amino acids. Gene Ontology annotation, cellular component: mitochondrion. NCBI's taxonomy places the organism in Eukaryota, Metazoa, Chordata, Mammalia, Carnivora, Felidae. Gene Ontology annotation, biological process: asparaginyl-tRNA aminoacylation. The transcript is spliced from 14 exons. Gene Ontology annotation, molecular function: ATP binding; asparagine-tRNA ligase activity; nucleic acid binding. The record is from RefSeq and is a predicted model, not a curated record.
UGAUGACGUUGACGUUGGCUUGUGGCGUAGGGGCGGCGGCCGCACGUGUUUCAGCUGGGGGAGGCGGUGUGGUCUGUGGGUUUGGAAAAGACGCGGGUCCCUGAAGUGUCUCUGCUGGCUACGGCGCGUGGUAUUUUAGGCUUAGGCAGCUGGCUGUGUUGUCUCCGCUCCUCCCUGUCUGCGGAGAGGGAAGCGGCGGGGAGGUGGUGGGGACACAGCUGGAGCCCCUGAAGGGGAAGGGAGCAGCCGGGAUUAGGGGUAGGAGGUGUGGAGCGCGUGAGUGCAGGGCUGCGGUCCAGAAUCGGGGAGCAGUCGAUAGUAGGGGAGGGUUCCACAGGCAAAGUGCUCACCCGCCGGGAUCCGUGCUGGUCCCGAGGAGAGCUUGCGGUAGCAGCGCGAUGUUCGGGGCCCGGUGCCUGCUCCGAGCCCUGCGCUCCUGCACCUCAGCCCCCUGCCCAAGACACAAACCUUCCGCCAGACUGAGCGUUCGGGACGCGCUCGGGGUCCGAAGCACGAAUGGGGAGCGCGUUAAGGUCCAGGGAUGGAUUCGUUCAGUCCGAUCCCAGAAGGAAGUGUUGUUCCUGCAUAUAAAUGACGGAUCAUCUUUGGAAAGCCUUCAAGUUGUAGCUGAUUCAAGCUUUGACAGUAGAGAACUGGCUUUUGGGAGUUCUGUGGAAGUUCAAGGGCAGCUGGUGAAAAGUCCAUCCAAAAAGCAGAAUGUGGAACUGAAGGCAGAAAAAAUUGAAAUUGUUGGAAAUUGUGAUGCCAAGGCUUUUCCUUUUAAAUAUAAAGAGAGGCAUCCUCUGGAGUAUCUGAGACAGUAUCCCCACCUCAGGUGCAGGACUAAUGCUCUGGGUUCCAUACUGAGGAUUCGCAGUGAAGCCACAGCUGCUAUUCAUUCUUUCUUUAAGGACAGUGGCUUUGUCCAUAUUCAUACUCCAAUAAUCACAUCCAAUGACUGUGAAGGGGCUGGAGAACUGUUCCAAGUGGAACCUUCAAGUAAAAUUAAGGUGCCUGAGGAGAAUUUCUUCAAUGUUCCUGCUUUCUUAACUGUUUCGGGACAACUUCACCUAGAAGUGAUGUCAGGAGCUUUUACUCAAGUGUUUACCUUUGGUCCAACAUUCCGAGCAGAGAAUUCUCAGAGCCGGAGACACCUGGCAGAGUUUUAUAUGGUAGAAGCAGAGAUUUCUUUUGUUGAGAGUCUUCAAGAUCUCAUGCAGGUUAUGGAGGGGCUCUUCAAGACUGCAACAAUGAUGGUUCUUUCAAACUGUACUGAAGAUGUUGAACUCUGUCACAAAUUCAUAGCUCCUGGUCAAAAGGACAGAUUAGAACAUAUGCUAAAAAACAACUUUUUAAUCAUUUCUUAUACUGAAGCAGUAGAGAUCUUAAAGCAGGCAUCUCAGAACUUCACCUUCACCCCAGAGUGGGGUGUUGAUCUACAUACUGAACAUGAAAAGUACCUGGUGAAACACUGUGGCAACAUACCAGUCUUCGUCAUUAAUUAUCCAUUAGCACUCAAGCCUUUCUACAUGAGGGAUAAUGAAGAUGGCCCUCAGCACACAGUUGCUGCUGUUGAUCUUCUGGUUCCUGGAGUUGGAGAGCUCUUUGGAGGAAGCCUCAGAGAGGAACGGUACCAUUUCUUAGAGCAGCGACUGGCCAGAUCAGGACUAACGGAAGCCUACCAAUGGUAUCUGGACCUCCGUCGAUUUGGAUCUGUACCACAUGGAGGCUUUGGGAUGGGAUUUGAACGCUAUCUGCAGUGCAUCUUGGGAAUUGACAAUAUCAAAGAUGUUAUCCCUUUUCCAAGAUUUACUCAUUCGUGUGUUUUAUAGCUGGAAGACCAGUUAAAGAAAAUCACCCUGUGCCAGAGGUACUGCGUGUGAAUGUGCAUAUAAGAGAAUACAUGUUUGAAGUAUAGAAAUGCAAAAGUUUCAGUAUGUAAUUGUCAUGCCCUAAGAUAUGACCUAUGAAAAAUAGAAGUGAUCAUGAUUUUCUUAGAAAGUUGAGAGCAAUUCGUGGAAAAAUGAACUCUCUCAAAAAGAUACUUGCAGCAGGUAGAAUCUCAAAAUCUAUUAUGUCAAUUAAGAAGAAAUGAAGAAACUGAACUGUGGUCUCAGAGGUCCUUUCAGACUCUUAAGACAGGAUGAGAUCGUGUGUUUUACUUUGUCUUUAAUCAUUAGAGCACUGCUCUUUGUGACCUCUGAGAAACAACUAGGAGCUAAAAAUAAAAUGUUGGAUCUUUUCUCCCUUUCCAAUUAAUCUAUGAUAAAUGCCCAUCUUAUUCUCACCGUUUUACUAAACAUUACAGAAGAAAAUAUUCCUUUUGGGGUCUUUUUUGAGUUAAUAUUAAGUUAAUGUUCUGAAUUGAAAUCUUUCAUCAGACGGGGUGCAAAAAGUCACAUUUAAUAACUGUUGAUCUUUAAGUAUAAAAAUAGCAAAUGGGAUGUAUUAUUUAAACUAAUGACUGUUGUAGUUUAUAGUAGAUGUUUGUAACUUCUCUAAUAAUAAAAUAGAUUUUUGAUACCUCUGAAAGAAAAAUACAGAUAUAUUUUUAAAUUCCAUGUGACCUUUCCACAGUGAAAAGUUGAAGAAGGUAUUUCCAGUGUAAGAUGAGCAUGCAAAUGUAGCUAAACCUGAAGGACGGGUAAUUUUGGACUCAAAAGGCAAUAUUGUCUAUUAGAGUUUUUGAGAGGAUUGCUGAUUUGGGAAUCUGAGACCUGACAACUGUAGCACUUUACGUGUAUGAUUUGGACAAGCCGUUUAUUCUGUAUGAGCUCAUACAUCAUUUUCCUCAGAGUUGAUACAACAAUUACAUGAAAGUGUGUGUGUGUGCAUGUGUGUGCACACACACACACGCACGCUUAAAACUGAAAUACUACACAAAUUUUUUUUAACUCUUGUAGUCUUCAUUGAGUUACAUAUCUAUGGACUUACAGCCAAAUUAUAUGCUCAGUAGAAUUUAUAUGUAUCAAAUAAUGGUAAAUGGCAUGCAUGCCUAAAUGAUCAAUUUUCUAAGUCUCAUUAGAUAACUUAUCUGAGGUUAUUUCCUGAUGAGUUUGUAUGUGGACUUUAUUUUAUCCUAACCCAAAGCAAAUGACUGAAAGGAACUGCCAAACCUUAGAGCUGGAAAUCACAGAAGCCACUAAGAUGUUCUCAUGACGAAACUUCUGCCUGAUGCAGAGAGAGCCUAUACCUGAGCAGGCACUUGUUGGCAAAGAGCUCAGUAUCCCACAAAAUAGCUCAUUCCAUUUCUGAAUCUGUCUCAUUUUUCGUUUUUGCGGAGCUAAAAUCUGCUUCCCUAGAACUUUAAUCCCCUGGGCUCAGAUACCAAGUUUAGGGCAGGACAAAAGAGAUAAUUAGAGCUUUCAUAAGGCUUGCCUCAAUCAUGGGCUAGAGAGAUAAAUUCAUUUGUUUGUGUAACAGAUAUUAUUUGAGCUUACUCAGUAUGCCAAGAAUGGGGCUAGGUGGUAAAUAAAUUAUAGUGAACAAAAGAGAAAUGACCCAUGCCUUCAUGGAAUUUACAGUCUAUUAGAGAAGAUACACAAUCAGUAAGCAAACAAAUGUAUUUCAAAAUAUGACAUAUGCUAUAAUAUUUUAUAAAGAACAGGGCAAGCAUAGGGGCGCCUGGGUGGCUCAGUCAUUUGAGCAUCCGACUUCGGCUCAGGUCAUGAUCUCGCGGUCUGUGAGUUCGAGCCCCGCGUCGGGCUCUGUGCUGACAGCUCAGAGCCUGGAGCCUGCUUCUGAUUCUGUGUCUCCCUCUCUCUCUGCCCCUCCCCUGCUCAUGCUCUGUCUCUCUCUCUGUCAAAAAUAAAUAAACGUUGGGCGCCUGGGUGGCGCAGUCGGUUAAGCGUCCGACUUCAGCCAGGUCACGAUCUCGCGGUCCGUGAGUUCGAGCCCCGCGUCGGGCUCUGGGCUGAUGGCUCAGAGCCUGGAGCCUGCUUCUGAUUCUGUGUCUCCCUCUCUCUCUGCCCCUCCCCCGUUCAUGCUCUGUCUCUCUCUGUCCCCCAAAAAAUAAAUAAACGUUGAAAAAAAAAUUUUUUUAAAAAAAAUAAUAAAUAAAUAAAUAAACGUAAAAAAAAUUAAAAAAAAAAAAAAAAAAGGAACAGGGCAAGCAUAGAUAACUUUGCUAGAGAAGGUAUCUCUGAAAAGGUGAUAUUUAACCUUAGACCUGGAAGACAAAUGCAGAAACCAUUUUAAAACAUUUGCAACAUCAGUCAGUAUUGAUUUGACAUUCAAGUCUUGAUACUGUAUUAAUUUUGUGAAGUGAGAAUCAGAGACUCUCACAGGCCCCCAACCUGAAGCACUAAUAUUUUCCCAGGCUCUCGGGCAUCAUGUCUCCAGUGAUUUUUGAGGAACCAGAUAGAAUUAUAAUGUUAAUAUGAUGGUGGGGCAUCAAAAAUAACAGUGAUAGAAAGAACAGUGAAUCACAGAAACCCCAGGUGCUGAUCCCAGAGCCACCAUUGAUUUAGCUGGAGAGUGUUAAUCUGGUACGAUCAUCUUUGUGCCCUCCAGUUAUUUCACCUGCAGAACUAUCAUUUCGAAAUAGAUCAACUCUAAGGAUUCUUUUUCUAUCUCUUAAUCUUUCAGGAAUCUGUGCUGGAGAUAGUCACUAAUAACAAUCGAUUUAGAGUCUAACUUAUACACUUGAUUUUUAGCACAUGUCAGGUCUCUGAAAAUGUACAGUGAAGUCAAAUCACUGAAAGUUCUGCGAUAGACUUCAGUGUGUUCAUUGUGUGUGUGCGUGGGGUGGGAGAAGGUCCUCCUCAAAUAAACAUCAUUCUUGCCUUUUUAA